This is a messenger RNA of Pseudomyrmex gracilis, 1745 nucleotides long. RefSeq names its product DNA-directed RNA polymerase II 16 kDa polypeptide-like (gene Ada2a). Gene Ontology annotation, cellular component: nucleus; P-body; RNA polymerase II, core complex. The transcript has 2 exons. The record is from RefSeq and is a predicted model, not a curated record. NCBI's taxonomy places the organism in Eukaryota, Metazoa, Arthropoda, Insecta, Hymenoptera, Formicidae. Gene Ontology annotation, molecular function: transcription coactivator activity; nucleotide binding; translation initiation factor binding. Bases 133 to 1569 code for a protein of 478 amino acids. Gene Ontology annotation, biological process: chromatin remodeling; positive regulation of translational initiation; regulation of transcription by RNA polymerase II.
CAGGCGUCUCUCUGGUUUAAACUACUUCGCUGAAACAACGUGGACGAAGAGUACGAGCGGUUUUGAACAUCUGCAAAAACAUCUAUCUCAUUGAUGACAAGUAGGAAACGUAUUUAGCAAGUAUCGCUCGACAUGGCUAACUCUACUAUCACGGAUAUAACAGAGGAAGAUGCAGCGGAUCUGCAAUUUCCUAAAGACUGUCCAUUGAAUCCAACGAACAAUGUUGACUCUGAUGUUGAACUUGAGGUGUCAGUUCUGAAGGAUGAAAGUCUUGCUUCAGACUCGUUAUGCCGCAUGUGCAGGACGGUUCUCACGGAGCCGUACAUUCGUUGCGCCGUGUGCGCUAAUUUUGAUUUGUGUCCGUCUUGCUUUGCCAAUGGGUGCGAAAUUCACGAGCACAAGAACGAUCACGAUUACGUGAUCAUAAGAAACGAAUUUCCUUUGAUCAAGGAUAGCGAUUGGACCGCUAAACAGGAACUCGAAUUGCUGGAUAUCAUACAGCAAUGCGGUUUUGGAAAUUGGACGGAUGUGGAGCGUAGAAUACAAGGAAAGUCCGCGGAGGAGUGCAGAAUGCACUAUCUGCAGCACUACAUAGACUAUCAGACCCUGCCAGGUUUACCGAAGAUCCAAGAGACCACAGCUAGUUUGUUCAAUUGCGAACCCGUUCCUUACAUGUUCAAAUUGCGAGAUUUAGAGGAGCCACCGAGAUUCGCCUCGGACUCGACAAAUGUUAGACUUCUGGCCGGAUACAAUGCGGCCAGGUCCGAUUUCGAGGUGAAUUUUGACAAUCACGCAGAAAUGCUUAUUUCCGAUCUUAAUUUCGACGAGUUUCAACCGGAUGACGAAAUAUACGAACUGGGACGGGCGUUGCAAGCGGCGGUAGUUGAGGCGUACAACAACAGAUUGAAGGAGCGCGCGAGAAGACGAAAGAUCAUACGCGAUCACGGACUGAUGACGUUUCGCAAAGUUAUAUCGUGGAUGCACAGGUACGAGAGUACGAUAACGAGACCGCUCACCGAGAGGCUGCUGGUAUUUAUGCAGCUUAUGGAUGGAAUGGAUUUCGACUUUAUUAUGGAGGGUCUGCACGGGGCCGGCGUGCUCAGGAGUCGCAUUACCAAGUUACUGGGAUUGCGGGAGAACGGACUCAUGCGCUUCCAUAGCGUGUCCAUGUUCAAGAUGCUGAGCAAACUGCGGCAGGAAAACGAGCGGGAGAGAAAACAGUAUUUGAGCAAUCCGGAGUACAGUUGGAGAACGUUGGGACCCGAUAGCGUUGCCGUUGGCGGUCCGAUUUCCGUAAGCGCGCCGCGCAAACCCGCGCCGCCGCUCGUAAUACAAGGCUUACCGGGAUACGAGAAACUGAACGCCGAGGAGAAGGAACUUUGUUCCGUCGCGAGAAUCGUGCCCGAAAGUUACUUGGAUUAUAAGCAUCUGUUACUGACAGAAAACAAAAAAUUCGGUUAUCUCAGAUUGGCCCAGGCUCGUACGCUCCUGAAAAUUGACGUGAACAAAACGCGAAAGAUAUAUGACUUUUUGAUACAGAAAGGAUACAUAAAAAAACCAUCUCAUUGAUCUUUUUGUUUUGUUUUUAAGCUAACUGAUAUAUCGUGAUAUCGCGCGAAUAAUACUUUUAUAUAAAUGUGAAAUGAGUGCAACGCUAUACUGUGAUAUGAACUGACGAUCAGAUUUGUUGCUCAUUAAAAAAGUUUUGUAUUUUUAGAGAAAAGAGGUUUAUAUUUUUUAUAAAU